Molecule: messenger RNA, 3645 nt
Organism: Peromyscus leucopus (white-footed mouse)
Lineage: Eukaryota; Metazoa; Chordata; Mammalia; Rodentia; Cricetidae
Gene: Paxip1
Product: PAX interacting protein 1
Exons: 21
Coding region: 64-3318 (1084 amino acids)
Biological process (GO): positive regulation of transcription initiation by RNA polymerase II
Cellular component (GO): nucleus
Source: RefSeq, a predicted model, not a curated record
CUGCGGGCGCUGGGCGCGGCGGGCCGGUGACGCGGGGCCGGGCGCCGCCGCGCCGCCGCGAUCAUGUCGGAACCGGCGCCCGAAGUUCCGGAGGAUUUGUUCCGCGAGGUCAAGUACUACGCGGUGGGCGAUAUCGACCCGCAGGUUAUUCGGCUUCUUAAAGCUGGGAAAGCCAAGGAAGUCUCCUACAAUGCGUUGGCCUCACACAUCAUUUCAGAGGAUGGGGACAACCCCGAGGUGGGAGAAGCCCGGGAGGUCUUUGACUUGCCUGUUGUAAAGCCUUCCUGGGUGACUCUGUCCGUGCAGUGUGGUGCUCUCCUGCCAGUCAAUGGUUUCUCUCCAGAGUCCUGUCAGAUUUUUUUUGGACUCACUGCCUGCCUUUCUCAGGUGUCGUCUGAGGACAGAAGUGCCCUGUGGGCCUUGAUUACUUUCCACGGGGGCAAUUGCCAGCUGAACCUCAACAAGAAGUGCACACAUUUGAUUGUUCCAGAGCCAAAGGGGGAGAAAUACGAGCGUGCAGUCAAGAGGGCGAGUAUCAAGAUUGUCACCCCUGACUGGGUCCUGGACUGUGUGUCUGAGAAGAGCAGGAAGGAUGAGGCCUUCUACCAUCCUCGUCUGAUCAUCUAUGAGGAGGAGGAGGAGGAGGAGGAAGAGGAAGAGGGAGACAACGAAGAGCAGGACUCUCAGAACGAGGGCAGCACUGAGGAGAAGUCGAGUGCGGCCAGCUCUCCAGAAGCCUCUCCUGCUGACCAGCCCUUCUCUCCCAAGCCCAGGGCCGAGGUGUCUAAAGGGGAGUUGAUGUUCGAUGACUCUUCUGAUUCAUCCCCUGAAAAGCAGGAGCGGAGCUUGAACUGGGCCCCUGCUGAAGCCCCACCACUCACCACGGCCCAGCGCAGGCUGCCUCAGGGAAAAGGGCCAGGACUUAUUAACCUGUGUGCCAAUGUCCCACCUGUCCCCGGGGACAUCCUGCCUCCUGACAUUCGGGGUAACUUGAUGGCUGCUGGACAAAACCUCCAGAGUUCCGAGCGAUCAGAAAUGCUAGGGACCUGGAGCCCAGCUGUCCGGACAUUGCGAAACAUCACGAACAACGCCGACAUCCAGCAGAUCAGCCGACCGUCCAAUGUUGCACACAUCUUACAGUCCCUUUCAGCACCCACAAAAAACCUAGAGCAGCAGGUGGCGCAUGGCCAACAGGGACACCCCACUGCCAGUGCUGUGCUAUUUGGCCAGUCUAAAGGCGCUCCCGAGACACACAUGUUGCAACAGCACCAUCCUCCCCAGCAGCCACCUCAGCAACACCCAGUCCUGCAUCUUCAGCCCCAGAUCAUGCAGCUCCAGCAGCAGCAGCAGCAACAACAGCAACAGCAACAGCAACAGCCACAGCCUUACCCCCAGCCGCCAUCACAUCAGUUCCCUCAGCAAGUCCAUCAGCAUCAGUUUUCUCAGCAGCAGCUCCAGUUUCCACAGCAACCAUUACACCCUCAGCAGCUGCAUCGCCCUCAACAGCAGCUGCAGUCAUUUCAGCAGCAGCAUGCCCUGCAGCAGCAGCUCCAUCAGCUGCAGCAGCAGCAGCUCCAACAACACCAGUUAGCACAGCUCCAGCAGCAGCAACAGCAGCAGCAGCAGCAGCAGCAACAGCACAACCUUCUCCAGCAGCAGCACCAGCAGCAGCAGCUCCAUCGCCUGCACCAGCAGCAACAGCAGCAGCAGCAACAACAGCAGCAGCAGCAGAUGCAGAAUCAAGCAACACACUUGAGCCAAACAUCCCAGGCACUACAGCACCAGGUUCCACCCCAGCAGCCCCUGCAGCUGCCCCUGCAGCCCCCACCUCAGCAGCAGCAACAGCAGCAGCAACAGCAGCAGCAACAGCAGCAGCAGCUUUUUGGACAUGAUCCGGCAGUGGAGAUUCCAGAAGAAGGCUUCUUGCUAGGAUGUGUGUUUGCAAUUGCGGACUAUCCAGAGCAGAUGUCGGAUAAGCAGCUGCUGGCCACCUGGAAAAGGAUAAUCCAGGCACAUGGAGGCACUGUGGACCCCACAUUCACAAGCCGAUGCACACACCUUCUCUGUGAGAGCCAAGUCAGUAGUAUGUAUGCCCAGGCCCUCCGGGAGAGGAAGCGGUGUGUCACUGCGCACUGGCUCAACACAGUCCUGAAGAAGAAGAAGCUGGUGCCACCCCAUCGAGCUCUGCAUUUCCCCGUGGCCUUCCCACCUGGGGGCAAACCCUGUUCACAGCAUAUUAUCUCUGUGACUGGAUUUGUUGACAAUGACAGAGAUGACCUGAAGUUAAUGGCGUACCUGGCAGGUGCCAAGUACACGGGGUACCUGUGCCGCAGCAACACGGUCCUCAUCUGUAAAGAACCAAGCGGUUUGAAGUACGAGAAGGCCAAAGAGUGGCGGAUCCCGUGUGUGAAUGCGCAGUGGCUGGGGGACAUCCUGCUGGGGAACUUGGAGGCCCUGCGGCAGGUGCAGUAUGGCCGCUACACCGCCUUCAACCUGCCGGACCCCUUUGCGCCCACUCCGCACCUCGUCUUGAGUCUUUUAGAUGCGUGGAGGGUCCCAGUGAAGGUAACUGCGGAGCUCUUGAUGGGUGUAAGAUUACCCCCUAAGCUGAAGCCAAAUGAGGUUGCCAACAUCCAGCCUUCUUCUAAAAGAGCCAGAAUCGAAGACCUGCCACCUCCCACUAAGAAGCUGACUCCGGAGCUGACGCCCUAUGUGCUCUUCACUGGAUUUGAACCUGUUCAAGUUCAGCAGUACAUUAAGAAGCUGUACAUCCUGGGUGGGGAAGUUGCUGAGUCCACAAAGAAGUGUACCCACCUCAUCGCCAGCAAGGUGACUCGCACCGUGAAGUUCCUGACGGCCAUCUCUGUGGUGAAGCACAUCGUGACUCCGGAGUGGCUGGAGGAGUGCUUCAAGUGCCAGAAGUUCAUUGAUGAGCAGAACUAUAUCCUGCGAGAUGCUGAGGCAGAAGUGCUCUUUUCUUUCAGUCUGGAAGAGUCCUUAAAGCGAGCCCACGUUUCUCCCCUCUUUAAGACCAAGUAUUUCUACAUCACCCCUGGCAUCUGCCCGAGCCUCGCAACGAUGAAGGCCAUUGUAGAGUGCGCCGGGGGGAAGGUGUUAGCCAAGCAGCCGUCCUUCCGCAAGCUCAUGGAGCACAGGCAGAAUAAGAGUCUGUCAGAGAUCAUUCUAAUAUCCUGUGAGAAUGACCUGCACUUAUGUCGAGAGUACUUUGCCAGAGGAAUAGAUGUGCACAAUGCGGAGUUUGUUCUGACUGGAGUGCUCACACAGACACUGGACUACGAAUCAUAUAAAUUUAACUGACAGCCUCUUGUGUGCUGUGAGCCCGGAGCCUGGAGCACAAGGGUAGCUGCUGGCAGCGUGUAGCCCAGGACUCCCUCCCUGCAGAGGCCUUGUUUUCCAGCUCUGCCGUAGGGAGAGGCCUCUACCAGGAAGACAUGCAAUACUGACUGCAUCGUGUUAAGAUGUGUGAUCUUAUUCUAGGAAACAUAAAUUAUGUUUUGUAUUAUACGCCUAAGAGCCCACAUGAAGUCUUUCGAUUAAUUUAGGUUUCUAUGUGUUUUCAGAAAAGUGUAUGAAAUUUCAUCUACAAAUAAAAUUAUGUAAAUAAAGACUUUGCUGUCUAAAUUA